AAAUACAAUGAGAACUCUUUCAUGUGAAUCAAAACAGGGGAUGGGGACCCGACUACCCAUCAGAAAGCAAGAUGGCGGCUUUGAGAAUUCUUCGGACCCGAGCUUUGCUGGUCAGCCCUCAGCUUGUGACUCGCUCGUUUCUGAAGACCGAUAAUGCUAGGACACCUUACGCUCCCACAGCUGUACACACAACUCCACAGAAUCAGAAUGCUGGUCAGUCUGGUAUGAUGGCGUCGACGCGCUGGAAAUUUGAGCACAUGGUCACUCUGGCAAUGACGGCAGCUGUUCCAACUGCUUUCAUUACACAGCAUCCUUUGCUGGACUACGUUUUGGCCGGAUGUCUGACUUUACAUGGCCACUGGGGUAUGGAGUCAAUCUUCUUGGACUACAUGCCCGGCAAGACCUUACCCAAGGUGGCUAACUCCUGUCUGUUCGGCGUCUCGGUGUUGACGUUCGCUGGGCUUUGCUACUUCAACUACAACGAUGUCGGGAUCACCAAGGCCAUCAUGAUGCUGUGGUCAUAAACCAGCCCAGAUCCUCAUGAAAUACUUAAAAGAAAUGAUAUCUAAAUCUCUCUAUCAUGACUACGAAUAGACCUUAUGCGUGGCAGGCACCUUAGAGGGCAAUGCCUUUGUUAUGCA
Patiria miniata (bat star) is the source of this 641-nucleotide messenger RNA. RefSeq names its product succinate dehydrogenase [ubiquinone] cytochrome b small subunit B, mitochondrial-like. The record is from RefSeq and is a predicted model, not a curated record. Gene Ontology annotation, molecular function: ubiquinone binding; heme binding. The transcript is spliced from 4 exons. NCBI's taxonomy places the organism in Eukaryota, Metazoa, Echinodermata, Asteroidea, Valvatida, Asterinidae. The coding region runs from base 72 to 524 and encodes 150 amino acids. Gene Ontology annotation, biological process: mitochondrial electron transport, succinate to ubiquinone; tricarboxylic acid cycle. Gene Ontology annotation, cellular component: membrane; mitochondrial envelope.